This is a messenger RNA of Alternaria alternata, 2933 nucleotides long. Its product is annotated as WD40 repeat-like protein. Gene Ontology annotation, molecular function: protein binding; U3 snoRNA binding. Bases 115 to 2835 code for a protein of 906 amino acids. Gene Ontology annotation, cellular component: 90S preribosome; small-subunit processome; nucleolus. Gene Ontology annotation, biological process: endonucleolytic cleavage in 5'-ETS of tricistronic rRNA transcript (SSU-rRNA, 5.8S rRNA, LSU-rRNA); endonucleolytic cleavage to generate mature 5'-end of SSU-rRNA from (SSU-rRNA, 5.8S rRNA, LSU-rRNA). NCBI's taxonomy places the organism in Eukaryota, Fungi, Ascomycota, Dothideomycetes, Pleosporales, Pleosporaceae. The record is from RefSeq and is a predicted model, not a curated record. The transcript has a single exon.
AGCGCGCGUGGCUUGCGACUGCCGUUAUCGAUAAACUUUUUUCCUCGAGCACUUUGCGACACUUCCCUCACCUCUCUCGGCAGAGACGCGACGCUACCAAGUCCACAAUCCACCAUGUCGGCCCAAAGAGCUGCCGUCAAGACGACGUACGAGGUCGCUCGCACCCUGCAGCCAAUCUACUCGGGAGGCAGCUUGGCCCUCAGCGAAGACGGGCGCAUUCUGGCCGCGAGCUUGGGCGAGGAUGUCCUUCUUUCCGACCUCACCAACGGCCAGGAGCUGGCCAGGGUCGAGGGAGACGGCGAGGCAAUCACGGCCCUGGCCCUGACCCCGUCCGCAUCUCAUCUCGUAGUGUGCUCGCGCUCCCUCUCCAUGCGCCUCUUCGCCCUCAGGCCCUCUGACACCGACGACCAAGUCAUCGAGCUCGACCUUCUCCGAACACUACGCCCACACACGUCUCCUGUCGUCACGCUAGCCACAGAUCGCACGGGCACACUGAUAGCCACCGGCGGCGCCGACGGCGUGGUCAAGAUCUGGGACAUUGUCGGUGGCUACACAACACACACUUUCCACGGCCAUGGUGGAGUCGUCUCGGCCCUGCACUUCUUCGAGGUAGAGGUAGCCGAGCGUGACGACGCCUCGGAAAACAACAAAAAGAGAAAGAGAAAGUCGCGGCAGGAAGGCGCCGAGUCGGAUCAAGCUCAGGGCGAGACUCAGAUACAGUUUCGGUUGGCCUCUGGUGCCGAAGACGGCAAAAUACGGAUAUGGGAUCUUCACAAGAGAAAGAGCACUGCUGUCCUCGACUCGCACGUCUCCGUCGUUCGCUCGUUACAGUACUCGCCGCAAGAGAAGGUCCUUCUGUCUGGCAGCAGAGACAAGACAUUGAUUGUCUGGGACUCACACAAGUGGAAGGCGCAACGCACCAUUGCUACUCUAGAGGGCAUCGAGAGCGCAGGCUUCAUCGCAGACGGCAAGAUCCUGUACUCUGGUGGAGAGAACGGCCGACUACGACUCUGGUCAGCCUCCAGUGGAAGAGAGCUCACCCGAGAGCAAGAGCCUGGAUCCGAGACGGAUGAGAUUGUCAACAUCCUCUACUAUCCUUCAUUGCCCUACUUGAUCUCGGUGCACGCUGACCAAGUGCUCAACUUCUACUCCCUCAAAACAGCAGAGUCACUCGUCGUAGAAGAGACCAUCGACCCGCUGCCCAUCUUCCGCCGCGUUUCCGGAACCCACGACGAGGUCAUUGACAUCGCCUACGUUGGCCGAGACAAGUCCCUAUUGGCACUCAACACCAACUCAGAGGAUAUUCGGAUAAUCACACUCAACGAAUCCGACGCAGAAGACGCGACCCAAGGCAAAUACUUUGGUGCCGAUGUCGGACUGCUAAAGGGACACGAAGACAUUGUCAUCUGCCUAGAUGUAGAUUGGUCAGGCCACUGGCUUGUCACAGGUGCCAAAGACAACACAGCACGGUUAUGGCGUCUCGACCCCGCUAACGAAUCGUAUACCUGUGCUGCAGUCCUCACAGGUCAUGCCGAGUCGCUUGGAGCGAUUGCACUGCCGCACACCAUACCCCAGGAAUCCUCAGCCGCUUUCACAGACCCUUUGUCACACCCACCUGCGUAUAUUGUGACCGGCUCUCAAGAUAGGACAGUUAAGCGUUGGGAUACCACCAAAGAGAUGAAGGGUAAACUGCGAGCCAAGUACACCCGCAAAGCACACGACAAAGACAUCAAUGCCAUCGACAUCGACCCCUCUGGAAGUCUUUUUGCGUCCGCAUCGCAGGAUCGUACGGUCAAGAUCUACUCCGCAGCAGAAGGAGAGGCUAUUGGUGUCCUCCGAGGUCACAAACGUGGUGUGUGGUCAGUCAAAUUCGCACCCAAAGACUCGCAAGCGCCAAACUCAGGAAACAAGGGCUUGAUCGCAACAGGCAGCGGAGAUAAGACGGUCAAGAUCUGGAGUCUAGCAGACUACAGCUGUUUACUAACUUUAGAAGGCCACUCAAACAGUGUACUGAAGCUGUCGUGGCUGCCCUAUCGACCCGUCGACGCACGAGACAAGCGUGGCCCACAAAUAGCUUCUGCAGCUGGUGACGGACUGGUCAAGAUCUGGGAUACAGUGUCCGGUGAGGCCAUGUCCACACUUGACAACCACACUGAUCGUGUCUGGGCACUUGUCGCACACCCCACAACGGGCGCCUUGGUGUCUGGUGGUGGAGAUAGUGUCAUCACGUUUUGGGAAGAUACGACGAGCACCACGCUGGAAGCUGCCACAACAGCGGAAACAGAACGCGUCGAACUUGAUCAAAAACUACAAAACUACACCUACGCCGGCAACUAUCGCGAAGCUAUCGUCCUUGCACUCCAGAUGGACCAGCCCGCCCGUCUCUUCUCCCUCUUUAAAUCUGUGGUGGAAACCGAGAACCCAGAUACAGACAGUCUCUCAGGUCUCAUCACCGUAGACGAAGUCCUCGGUUCCUUAGCAGACGAACAGCUGUACAAACUGCUCAUCCGCCUCCGCGACUGGAAUACCAACGUGCGUACUGCACCCAUCGCUCAGAAGAUUCUGUGGACUAUUGUUAAGUCAUAUCCCGCUUCUCGACUAGCUAGUCUGAGGCCGCAGGGCAAGGUUGGCGCAAAGGGCAGUCUGAAAGAUGUGAUGGAUGCCAUCAAGGUGUACUCUGAGAGGCACUACAAGCGAGUAGAGGAAUUGGUUGAUGAGAGUUACUUAUUGGACUUUACUCUCAAGGAAAUGGACGAGGUUGCGGGUGAAGUCAAGGCUAUUACGAACGGCACUUCGCAGCUGGGUCUUCAAAGGGAUAUCGUCAUGGUUGAUUAGGAGUAAUAUGUUCAAGGCAGCUAGCCUGGCACCAAGAUUCCGGCGAGUAGCUGGGUUAUUGUAGGUUCGAUAUGAAUACCAUAUUUGACAAUUUCAGG